Fusarium oxysporum Fo47 is the source of this 1179-nucleotide messenger RNA. RefSeq lists its product as uncharacterized. Lineage: Eukaryota; Fungi; Ascomycota; Sordariomycetes; Hypocreales; Nectriaceae. The coding region runs from base 134 to 1027 and encodes 297 amino acids. The transcript is spliced from 3 exons. The record is from RefSeq and is a predicted model, not a curated record.
CAAACUUAUUCCAAGUUUCAGAGUCAUAUAUAAGUAAGAUGUUGCUGCUUUGCUUUAGCAAACCGUCUGUUUCUUCUCUGGCUGCAAGGAAUGAACCAUAUCCAGCCCAUACAACACCCACGCGCUGACCAGAAUGGCGAUCAAUCUCAUUAGAGUGCUGACCUGGUUCCUGGUCGGAGCUGUCUUCGCUUCACCAUUGGUGAAACGUAACAAAACUGAGGGACUGAGCGAAAAGCCCAAAGGCACCGACUUCUCUCGCCUUGAGCCUAUUGAUCGUUAUAGGGACGAUCCUAGGUUUCCUCUUAAACCUAGUCUGCCCAUCAUACGAAAGAGACCGGACACCGAAGAGAACGAGCCAAAGUAUAGCCAGAUUCGCCAGUCUGGCAACAAGACCGAACAUGACUAUAAGCCCCCAAAACCUGACUGCCACAUGGAUGUCUCGCUCGACAAGAUGGAAGAUUCUGAGGAUGAGAAGGCUUUGAUCGAGACGCUUCUUAAAAUUCUCAACGAGCCCCUGGAAGAAAUUGAGAAAGAAAAUCCCACAGGUCAUACUCAAAUUAUCGAAAACCCCCGGAUGGUGCCAUACAUGUGGCGUGACUCCGUCAAGCUACACACGGAAGAAGAUAAAGACGAGGACAAGGAACACAAGGAGGAUGACAGCGACUAUGACAGCGACAGCGACGACGAGGAAGAUGUAAAGAAGAAGGAUAAGAAGGUAUUCAGAAUGAUUCAGAAGCGAGACGACGAGAAGGAGGAGAAGCCAUAUUUAUGGCCAGAACACAACAGACCAAAGGCCUCCAAAGAUGGAAAGUUCAAAUACUUGUACUCCAGCGAGGGAAAGCAAUAUGCUGUUGCAACUCCCCAACAUCUUGCCAACGAGACCAAUCGCCAUGAGAAGGCCCAGCAAGAGAGGGAGCAGAAAGUGGACAUUCUUCAACAUGAGCUUCAGAAGGAAAUGGACGCGAAACUACAGCAGGUGCAUAGUAUAUUGAAGCACGAGAGUGAGAUGAAGUUCAAUGCGUCAUAGCCCGAAAAGGACGAAUGAAUUGCUGGACUCUAGUUGUUCUAGUCAACUAACUAUGGGUUGGGAGUUAGCACGGCGAACAUACCCGUAUUUUAUUGAUAUGGGAGCUUGUUUGCGUUGAUUUCUUUCCUAGCUCAGUUUCUCAUAUUCUCAAC